Molecule: messenger RNA, 777 nt
Organism: Solanum pennellii
Lineage: Eukaryota; Viridiplantae; Streptophyta; Magnoliopsida; Solanales; Solanaceae
Product: extensin-2-like
Exons: 1
Coding region: 1-777 (258 amino acids)
Source: RefSeq, a predicted model, not a curated record
AUGGGUUUGAAAACAGGAAAUAUAGACCGUGUUGCUGCAUCACUUGGAUUAUCAGGAACGUUGAAGAAGAAAAGAGAAGAAAUUGUUGCUGUUUCAUAUGGGGGAAAGAAAACCCCCAGAAGCUCAUCAUAUUCCCAAGGUCGUUCUCGGCCUUCCCAAAAUUCCUACCAAGCUUGCUACACGCAAGAUAGUCAUCCCAAUAAUCCUCCAAUUUAUCAAAAUACUGCCUCCACUUAUUCAAACGUCCAAGCUCCAUUAUACCAAAGUCCACCCCCGAAUUACCAAAAUCCAUCUCCCAUUUACCCAAAUCAUCCUCCACCCUACCAAAUUCCAUCUCCCUACCAGGGUGUUGCUCCCAACUGUGCUAACAUGCACUCGAGCUACCGAGCACCCCCUCUUGUGUUUCAAGUCCAAGCUCCACCAUAUCAAAAUCCCCACCUGAACUACCAAGCUCGAAUGCCAAACUACCAGACAAACUCAUAUCCUAGAAAUCAAGCUCCCUGUUCGAACAAUCGAGGUUAUCAACAGAUGCCUCCCCCACAAGGAACUUAUGAUCCCCCUCAACCUCAAUUUGAGAAGAAACCUUCGAGGAAUUUCAGUGCGCUUGCAAAAAUCCAAACAAAGUUGUACGAGCGACUGGCUGCGGUCGGAUAUAUCCACCCAGUGGGGCCCAAACCCGUUGAUAUCAAUUCAAAAUUCUAUAGGCCAGAUCAGAGAUGUGCUUAUCAUUCCAAUACUGUUGAGCAUGAUACAGAGGAUUGUAGAUUCAGGAUUUAA